AUGCCGCCCAAGAUACCCCUUCCCUGGGGCCAAUUACCCCCCUCCUUCCUCCUCCCUUCGACUACGCGGCUCCUCCUCGCAUCCACUCUCAAGAAAGCGCCCCUGCAAACCACCCACAUCACCACCCGCGGCAUAAAAUCCACCUUCAAACCCAAACCCAACCGCUUCAAUCACCACCCCUCCAAACCCGCUCUCAAUGCCUCGUCCACCGCAGCUCUCGCCCGUCGCGCCCAUAGUACCCCGCUGCGCACCGGCCUCCUCGCAAACAAAAAAGGCAUGACGGCCAUGUACGACCCCGAGACGGGCAAACGCACCGCCUGCACCGUCCUCCAGCUCGACCGCAACGAAGUCAUUGCGCACAAGCGGCGCGACAAGAAUGGGUAUUGGGCGGUUCAGGUGGGCGCGGGCGAGAAACUGCCCAAGAAUGUGACCAAGCCUAUGCUGGGCCAUUUUGCGGGCGCGGCCGUGAGCCCCAAGAGAUGGGUUGCCGAGUUCAAGGUGAGGGAUGAGGCGGGGCUGGGUGUGCCGGUGGGGAGUAUGGUUGGGGCCGGGUGGUUCAAUGUCGGGCAGUGGGUGGAUGUCAAGGGUAUUAGUAGGGGUAUGGGGUUUGCAGGUGGCAUGAAAAGACACGGCUUCGGCGGACAACCCGCAUCACACGGUCAAUCGCUCAUGCAUCGCGGCAUGGGAUCAGCAGGUGGUUCACAAGGCUCAGGUUCCCGCGUCCUACCGGGCAAGCGCAUGGCCGGAAACAUGGGCAACGAAAGCGUCACAGUCAAGAAUCUCAAGGUCCUCCAAGUUGAUGCGGCAAAUGGAAUCCUCGUCGUCACAGGCGCCGUCCCCGGCCCAAAAAACCAAAUCAUACGCGUCUCAGACGCCCGCGAUAAGCCCUGGCCCGCCGGCCCCAUGAGCACCACGGAUCUCUCCCCAUCUGAGGUCUUGGCUACGGCUGCGAGUGCAGAAGUUGCGGCUGAGGUGGCGGCGGCGUAG
This is a messenger RNA of Plenodomus lingam JN3, 987 nucleotides long. Its product is annotated as mitochondrial 54S ribosomal protein uL3m. Gene Ontology annotation, molecular function: structural constituent of ribosome. The record is from RefSeq and is a predicted model, not a curated record. Gene Ontology annotation, biological process: translation. Gene Ontology annotation, cellular component: ribosome; mitochondrial large ribosomal subunit. NCBI's taxonomy places the organism in Eukaryota, Fungi, Ascomycota, Dothideomycetes, Pleosporales, Leptosphaeriaceae.